GGUGCUCAGACGGGACUCGUGAGGUGUGCUGGCACUGGGCGGAAGCCUGCGGGGAACUCAAGGACUCGGCGGCCCCAUCUCAACCCCGACGUGGUCUCUCUUUGCCGGCAAGCCGCGCCAUGGUGGACCGGGGCCCGCUCCUCACGUCCGCGAUCAUCUUCUACCUGUCCAUCGGGGCGGCGAUCUUCGAGGUCUUGGAGGAGCCCUAUUGGGAGCGCGCCUCGAAGAACUACAAGCAGAAGAAGACGCAGCUGCUCAAGGAGUUUCCCUGCCUGGGCCAAGAAGGGCUGGACAAGAUCCUCCAGGUGGUAUCAGAAGCUGCUGGACAAGGAGUUUCUAUUGAAGGCAAUGACACAUUCAACUACUGGAACUGGCCUAAUGCUGUCAUCUUUGCUGCUACUGUGAUUACAACAAUUGGGUAUGGAAAUGUUGCACCAAAAACUUCAGCUGGACGGCUUUUCUGUAUAUUUUAUGGACUCUUUGGUGUUCCUCUUUGUUUAACAUGGAUCAGUGCUUUGGGGAAGUUUUUUGGUGGACGUGCCAAAAGGCUGGGACAGUUCUUGACAAAAAGAGGAGUAAGCCUGAGAAAGGCACAAAUUACAUGCACAGCUAUUUUCAUCAUCUGGGGAGUCCUGGUUCACCUAGUCAUUCCUCCUUUUGUUUUUAUGGUAACUGAAGGCUGGGAUUAUAUUGAAGGUCUUUACUUCUCAUUCAUCACCAUUACCACCAUUGGAUUUGGAGACUAUGUUGCAGGUGUGAAUCCAAACAUAAGUUACCAUUCCCUCUACAGAUAUUUUGUAGAGCUAUGGAUCUACCUGGGUCUGGCUUGGCUUUCUCUCUUUGUCAACUGGAAAGUCAGCAUGUUUGUAGAGGUUCAUAAAGCCAUCAAGAAACGAAGGAAAAAAAGGAAGGAGUCUUUUGAAAAUCAUCCUCCUACCAAAAAAUCCCUUCCAGUAUCUAACCCUAAAGAUAUCAACAUUUUCAGCUUCCUUUCCAAGAAGGAAGAAACUUACAAUGAUCUCAUAAAACAGAUUGGAAAGAAGGCACUGAAAUCAAGCAGUGACAAAAUCCUGAAUGCUGAACAAGGCAAGCCAAACCUGCAGCAUUCCAACAAAGACUUCAAAGUCAUGUACACAAAGAACAAAUUGUUUGACUAUGAUGAAAUUUCUUUUGGGCUCCCAAACUAUCAUGUUAUGAGGCAUCUAACUGACAAACGUAGUGGGGAUGGCUCAGUUGAAGGCAAUGUGUUUGUAAAUCAGUUGGACCGGAUAAGUGAGGAAGAAGGAGAAGCAUGGGACUCCAGGGACUGCCGACCUCUGAUCUUUGAAAAUGCCAAUAUAACAUUUGUAAAUGAAGAAGAGGAGGAGGAGGACAUUUCAGAUGAUGAAGAAACUUCCAAGUCAUCUAUGGAUGAUAACAUGACAGAGGAACCAGAGAGUCCACAAAAACUAAUGAAAUUUUCAUCCUCUGAUGAAUCUACCUUUACCAGUAAUGAGUUAGAAGUAUCUGUGCCUUAUGAACAGUUAAUGAAUGAAUACAACACAGUGAAUGCUGCAAAUACGGGAACGUGAGGGGAUACAUUUUGCUAAUGGUUCCUAUAAAAUCAUUUAAUGAUUUUGAGAAAAUGUUUGAACAGAUGAGCACAACAACGGCGCAUCACAAAAGACAUUUUCCACCAGUGCCUUCCAUAUGGAAACUGAAGACAUUCAUUGCCUGGAUGAUAUCAGUAAAUGUCUUUUUUUAAAAAAAAAAAAUCAGUUUUGCUUACUCACUGUGAAGGAACAAUUCUGAAAAUCUGAGGGUUACUUUAGGGAGUUGGUGGUUCUUGGAAUUGGGAAGAAAAGACUCGAAUUCUUGGGCCUGUUCAGUAUUUGUUCCUUUUCUUAGGAAAGAGUGAUUCAAAGAUGGCAGUCAUUUUGGAUUGAGUUGAUUACAUAACAUGGUUGGUUGCUGCACUAAUUCUUCAUACCUGAAAAACCGGUUUCAAAUCAAGCCUAGGUGCAGAAGAGAAAGUGUUGCUAGAGUUAACUUGAUUGGUUUGGGAUGGAAGAAUUAAGUGUCCUGAAGAUCAAAGUUGAGAUAUGUUGUCUAGGGAACUUGAACAGUAUCUACUCAAGUUGUUUUAACCCCAAUGUUAUUGUGAGUGGAAGUAUCAUGAACAAAAACUUGCAGUACAGGGAUGAUGCUAUGGAGGCAUUGCACUUGUGACUUAUCCCUCCUGGUGAUUGUGAAAAGCACAUCUAAGAUUCUGUAACAUAGAAGGGUGCAAAAUGGUUUUUAGAAGACUGGUUUAAAAAUGAAGAAAACACACUAACAAAACUUGAGUUUUGUGUCGUAAGUGCUCUUCCACUGUCCAUGUUCUAGAGGAAAUACUUGAAUAAAUUUCAUGCACAGUUGUCUCUAAAUGAAGUGAUGUUCUUUUUAAAUGACACUGUAAUUUAAAAUAGCAAAACAGCAUGACUAUCUUAAUUUCCAUCUAAAGGAUCUUAGAGCUGCUUUGUUCUUUGUUAUAGUCAGUGGCUCUGCUUCUAGAAAAGUUUGCCAUUUGCCACUCCUGUUGGUACUUUGAAUAAGUAAUAUUUGUUAUGGCACAAAUAUUUUCAUGUAGGCAUUUUAACUGGUUUUUCUAAUGUUGGUAUUUUAACUGUUUUCUAAAUAAACUGAGAACUUCAGCUUGUUUUGCUGAACUGCCACAUAGACAUGAAGGCAAAGGUAUGAGAGCUACAUCAGAAUACAGCCAUGAUGGCAAGGGGCUUCAGCAGUUACUUAGAGUUGCACUGGCAAAAAGACCAAUUGACUUUGUGGUUGCUUUUUUCCUAAAAAGAAAUUACCUGUGCCUUUAAAGCUAUUGUAGCAGAAUUGUGAAAAGCAAGGUGUUAAGAGUAUUAAGUUUAACAAUUGUUUGGGGAUCCAGUUGUAAGUCACUCCAAUGUUCAUUUUUAAUUGUAUGUUGUUCUUUCUGUUGUUUCAGUCCAGAAUUGAAAGACCCUAUAAGUCGGUGGUUCUCAACCUGUGGGUCCCCAGAUGUUUUGGCCUUCAACUCCCAGAAAUCCUAACAGCUGGUAAACUGGCUGGGAUUUCUGGGAGUUAUAGGCCAAAAUGCCUGGGGACCCAUAGGUUGAGAUCCACUGCUAUAAGUGCUAAAAGCCUUGGAAAUGGGGUGAUUUCUGAAUCUAACAUUGUAUAAAAGGCUAUGUGGAAUUUUGCAAUACUAAUCUUGAAUGAUUAGGGAAAUACAGAACUGUUUGUAUUAAUGAGUGAUGGAAGUAAUGAGUGAUUGAAGUGAUAGUACACUGUUCCCAUCAUUAAAAUAGCUGUAAAAAUCUAUACACUCCUCUUAGAAACUCUUCUUGGAAGAAUACAGUAGCUUGAAGACAUUUAUUACAAAAGGUGGUCUCCAUUCAUUUCUACAGGAAAUUUGCACUGUAUGUGCCCAUAAGGUUACAAUGAAAUCCAAUUAAAAAGGAAGUCAAACAGUUCUGUUGUAGCUUUCUAGAUGUGAAGUUAUUCCACUGGAUUUCCCACUAUUAGCAUGUAAUUAUGUGGUAUGAUUUUAGCCAUGGCCAAGUUCUAGUCCUAAGGGUGCCUUGUUCUUGGUGCCUGUUAUAUAUAUAUAAAGAGCAAAACUAGUUCUUGACUCAUUUUUUCCUUCUGUAAGACAACUUUUGACAUCAAAAUUGACAUUGUAUAAUUUGAACUCAAAAUUGAUAUCUUGCUGUCACGUCAGUUACAACUAUAACUAAAAAGCAACUGUUAUGCUACAGCUGAAAGAUAUAUUUCAUGGCAGAUGGACCAACUGGGAACAGAGCAGAGUCUUGUUUUUGUUGCAAAAACAAACAUGGCUUUUGUUAACAUCAUUCUAUAAAGCUGGCAUUCCAUUGUAGUGUGUCUUCCAUGAAUGAAUGGUUUAAAACAUUUCUAUCUGCACUAAAAAUGAAGUACAGAAUGGUGUACAUAAUGAAUGUUUAAUUCCUUGAAUGUUUCAAACACAAUACAGAACAGAAAGAGUGUAUGUGUGAUUAUUAUUUUACAAUGUUGCUUCUUUUCGAUGUGAUUGUUACAUUGUAUGGUCCAUGUGAAGAACUGCAAAGGGAAGCAGGCAAAAAGUGAUUCAAGCUUGAAGUUGAGGCCCUUUCCUACUAAAGACUCUCUUUUGCAUUUACGUAUGAGGGUAGUUGAUAUGGCAAUUCAGUUUGGUGCUAUUUUUUACACAUCAGACUUCGGGUGUAUCUUCCUACGUAUCAGAAACUUAAACAUUUCUAAAGGUUAACUAAGGCCAAAUUUGAUAUAUGUAAGCACAACCCAUGAAGUUGUUUGGCUUCAUUGUUUUACCCUGUCCUUUGAAAAAACUCCAAGUCAUAUCAGUAAAGAUGUGCUACAAGCAUUGGAUCACUGAUCACCUUAAUUUUGAAUUAGUUAUAUUACGUGACUGUAAAUGGCUGAAAUAUCAGUUGUAUUUUUAAUUAAAAGUGGCCUGCUCACUUCAUUAAAAAGGAGACACAAUAUGGGUUUAUCAGAGAACUGAUCUGCCUUAGCACUAUGCUGAUCAGAAAUAAUGUCUUCCUUGUCUUAAGGGGAGACUCAGUCUUUAGUCUAAGUCAACUUCUGGCCUUUAGAUAGGAUAUCACAAUCCUUAAUUCCUGGAGAGGACUAUUUGAAGUGAUUUAACUGAUUUGAUUUCACAUUUGUCUUUUGAAAGAUAUGCACAAUGUGAAACAAUUGAAAUGUAAAGUUUUUUUACCAGUUUGGUUUUGGAUUAAAAGGUUAGGAUUUAAUGGAGUAACCAUAUCUUGUCUGUGUUUGUGUGUAUAAUUUAGGUACUUACAGAAGGGAUUUAAACUUUAAAAUGAUGGCUGCUACCUUUCAAAAAUACCAGACUUUCCAUCAGUCUCAACUAAGAUGUAGACUAAGAAACCCAAGCAGUGCUGCUUUCCCUCUCCCUGCCCACCCCCCCAACCUCCCAUCCAUCAGCCCAACUACUAUUAGUUAAAUCAGAGCAACCUAGUAUCCUGUAAAUAGGGGAGGAUAUAGCUCCAAAUAUGGACCCAAAGAUUCAAGUAGCUUCCUUUCUGUUAUUCAACAGAGUAUGUAAUUUUCCCAUGAUUGGAUUUAGCCAAACACGAGACCACUCCAGGAGCUGAGAUUGUCUAUUUAACAGUCUCACAGUAACAUGUUGAACUGGUAGAGGUUUGAUCUCUAAAACAUAGAAAUAUCUCACUAUCCACAUGUUAUCUUGCUGCCAGGUUUCCAUUUAUAUUCGGUACAAAACUGAGCCAGAGACAAUGCAGUUCUGUUAUAAGUUGAUGUAAAUGCAGCAUAUCAUUCCAGCUUUUCUUUUAAAGCCGGCCACUAAGAGCCAUGAAUACAAUACAGCAGUCUGAAUCUAUUAAACAACAUUUUGAAAAGUCUUUUUUCACUGUAAAGGCAUGAUCAACUCCAUUGCUUUGCUGAUGGUGGGUGUACCAAAACAUAAGAUCAAAACAUCACAUACUGGUGUCUUGCUAUUCUGAAUGUGGCCUGAGUCAUCCAUAUAAUUUAGUGCAAUGGUACAGGCAAAAAUACUCUUAGCAUCUUUUGUGAAAAUGAAAGCACAACAGCUAUAGCUGCCUGGUCUUAAAAGUUAUGUAACAGUUUGCCCUGUUUUCAUGCCCUCUAAGCUGCACUAAAUUUUUAGAAGAGGGGCCUUAUUGUUCACAUGUUCCUUGAAGUAUGUAGAGUCCCUACAAUCUUGCCUUUGUCACUCCAUCACAUGAACAAAUAUGUUUUGUUUUGAUCUGUUCUUUU
This is a messenger RNA of Anolis sagrei ordinatus, 5784 nucleotides long. It is a transcript of the gene KCNK5, whose product is annotated as potassium two pore domain channel subfamily K member 5. Gene Ontology annotation, biological process: stabilization of membrane potential; potassium ion transmembrane transport. Gene Ontology annotation, molecular function: potassium ion leak channel activity; outward rectifier potassium channel activity. The record is from RefSeq and is a predicted model, not a curated record. Gene Ontology annotation, cellular component: plasma membrane. NCBI's taxonomy places the organism in Eukaryota, Metazoa, Chordata, Lepidosauria, Squamata, Anolidae.